UUUUGUAAAUCUCUAUAUAUAAAUUUCACUUCCUCUUUACCUAACAACCCCAAUUUUUAUCGACUUUGGUUUCUAGGGUUUUUACUCAACCAAAGGAUAAUCUCAUUUUUCAUUCACUUUGAUUUUAGAAUUUCAACCUCCUCGUCUUCUUCGUGAUUCUGCGAUAGUUGAACCGCCUAACAUGGAGGACGCUGCUGAUUGGAGAACACAAGUUCAACCUGAUUCUCGCCACAGAAUUGUCACUAAGAUAUUGGAAACUCUGGAGAGACAAGUUCCAAUUUCUGGACCAGACGUAUUGGUAGAGCUUAAUAAAGUUGCUGUAAGAUUGGAGGACACAAUAUUUACUAUUGCUACAAGUCAGACGGAUUAUCUACGAAAAAUAUCUUUGAAGAUGCUGGCAAUGGAGACAAAAUCUCAGACAAAUGGAGUUGCUAAUUCUUUACCCUUAAAUACUGGUGGUGGUAGCCAAAAUCCUCAAGAUCCAGCGUCUCACAGGAUGCCGUCCCAAGUGCGCAACCCAGGGCAGUCAGAGAUUCCUUUAGAGAACCAGUAUGAAGCACGGCAGCAGCUUUUAUCCCAGAACAUUCAGAAGAAUAUCGGAAAUUCUGGAAUCCAUGAGUCUGUGGAAUUUUCAUCUGCAUUGCCUUCUGGGGACAGUCUCAAUCAGUCCUUGAUGCCCAACGCCGUUAAUCAGGGAUCCAACAUACAGUCUGGAGUGGCACAGAAUUCUUCUGGAAAUGUAGUUGGUCAAGGAGGUGUAGCGUCGUAUAUGUUUGCUAACUCGACGAGACAGUUGCAAGGAUGUCAGCCUCCUCAACAGACCGGUUCUCAGCAACAGCAGUCUCAAAAUUCGCAGCAGUUACAGCAACACUUUUUGAAGCAGAAGCCGCCGUUGCAGCAGCUACAGGGAGACAUUCCAUCCUCCACUAUGCAGUCACACAUGCAGCAACAACAGCAAAACCCAAUGCAGUUAACUCAAUUGCAAUCUACUCAACAGCCUUGUAUGCAAAUGUCAUUUGGUCUUCAUCCAAGCCUGUCCACACUUCAACAGACUCAUCCCUCUGUGAUGCAAUCGUCUUCAGGUCUUCAACAGAACCCGCAGUUCGACGUUGCACAGUCCACAGCAAGUGUUCUUCAACAUCAUCCACAGAGUGUCCUCAGGCAACCACAUCAACAGUUUCAACAGUCUAUGCACCAACAAGCUCCUGUUCUGUAUCAGCAACAGGUUUUGCCUUCACAGCAGCAUCCACAACAGAAAAUAAAUGCCUCAAACUUGCAGCAGCAUCCGCAACAGAAAAUAAAUUCCCCAAACUUGCAGCAGCAUCAAUUAAUUGGGCAACAAAACAAUGUAUCCGAUAUGCAGCAGCAGCAACAGGGGUCUCUAAACCAACAGAAUAAUGUCACAAAUUUGCCACAAUAUUUACUGGGAAAUCAGCAGCAGCUAUGUCAACAAAGUAACAUGUCAGGGUUACAGAAGCAGCAACAGCAGCCAAUUUAUACCAUGCAUCAGCAAGGGGGAAAGGUGCAGCAACAACAAUAUGCACAAUUAUCAACUAAUAUGUUACAAAUCCAAGGGAAACAUGCACAAUCCCAUCCUGCACAACAACAACUUAUGUCUCAGCAUCCAUCUCAAACAUUGCAAAUGCAUCAGCAACUGGGAAUGCAGCACCAGCCAAAUUCAUUACAAAGGGAUAUGCAACAAAGAAUUCAGACAUCUGGUGGCUCGAUGCUCAACCAUCAGAGUUUGUUGGACCAGAAGCAAGUGUUUCAUUCACAAAGACCACCUCCAGAGGCCUCAUCAAAAGAAUGGCAGACUAGUGUAGUUCCAGCAAUAACUGGAAAUACAGCCGCAGCAGGUAAUGCGGUCGACGUGCAGGAGGAAGUUUAUCAGACAAUAAAGUCCAUGAGAGAAAAGUACUUACCAGAUCUUUGUCACAUGCACCAGAAAAUCGCUCAAAAACGCCAACAGCAUGAUUCUCUUCCCCAUCCACCAAAGUCUGAACAAACUGAGAGGCUCAAAAUUUUCAAGAACAUGUUGGACAAGAUGAUAGGGUUCCUGAAUCUUCCCAAAAGUAGUAUGAUACCUGGUUUGAAGGAUAAGCUGGCUUCGUAUGAGAAACAGAUCUUGAAUAUUCUUAACUCGAAUCGCUCAUGGAAUCCUGGUCUAUUGCAGCAACAAAUUCAGCCAACUGGUGGCCACACACUCUCUAUACAGCAGCAACAACAACAGCAGCAGCAGCAACAUCAAGUUCCCUCAUCAACGUCAAUAGAUGUAGCAAUAACAGGGAAUGCAACCGCAACAGGAAAUGUGGUCGACCAGCAGAAGGAAGUCUAUCAGACAAUUAAGUCCAUGAGAGAAAAAUAUUUACCGGAGCUUAGUGACAUGCACCAGAGGAUCUCUCAAAAAUGCCAACAGCAUGAUUCUCUUCCCCGUCCACCAAAGUGUGAACAACAUGAGAGGCUCCGAAUCUUCAAAAACAUGUUGGACAAGAUGAUAGGGUUCCUGAAUCUUCCCAAAAGUUUUAUGAUACCUAGUUUGAAGGAUAAGCUGGCUUCGUAUGAGAAACAGAUAUUGAAUAUUCUGAACACGAACCGCCCGAGGAAAUCUGAUCCACUACAGCAACAAAUUCAGCCAACUGGUGACCACCCGCUCUCUAUACAGCAACAACAGCAGCAGCAGCAACGUCAACUGCAACAGCAACAGCAGCAACAACUGCAAGAAGAGGAGCAGCCACAACAACAACAACUGCAGCAACAAAACCAGCAGCAGCAACAGCAGCAGCAGCAGAUACAAUCUCAAAAUCCUCUGUUGAAGCAGUAUGAAAACCUGAUCAACUCCCAUAUGCAACCAACGGACCUGCAAAAUUCUGUAUUAUCUACGCAACCAACUGCUAUGACAAGCAUGAAUCAUGGUUCCCUGCCUCCAAACCAUGUUGGUGUUACAACGGCACAAUCUAACCUGCUAAAUUCUUUGCAACCUGGCUCUAUUAUGAUGUUGGGCCAAGGUGACAAUUCUGUUUCAUUGCAGCUGGUUUGUGUGGGUGCAACCCUUCAAUACCAAAGCGCUGGAAAUGCACUCCAACAGGGAAACUUGAACACAAUGUCACAAAGUACUGUUAAUGGAUUACAGAGUAAUGUUAAUUCCCUUCAGAUGAACCCAGACAUGCUUCAACAACAUCCACAUCUGAACCAACAACUUCAGCAACAGCAGCGCCAGAUGCAUUUGCAUAAUCAGGAGCAGCAACAGUUCCAGCAGUUGGUGCACCAGUCUCAAAAGCCACAGCGAUCUGCUCAAUUGCAGGGGCAUCAAAUAUCACAGCUUCAGCAGAUGAGGGAGGAUUUGAAAUUUAGACAGGGAAUGGAUUACAAAGAAGGAAUGUCUGAGCAACACCUUCCUGCUGCUGGCCUUCGGGCACCAUACAACCAUCAAGUAAAGCUUGGUUCUUCAUUUCCUAUAUCUUCCCCUCAAAUGCUUUCUGUAGCAUCCCCACAACUUUCUCAGCAUUCACCACAAAUUGACCAGCAAAGCCUUUCAUCAUCCCUUACAAAAACAGGAACACCUCUGCAAUCUGCAAACCCACCCUUAAUUGUCCCUUCUCCUUCUACAUCCCUGGCUGCUUCUCUAAUACCUGGGGAUCCCGAGAAACAGACUUCUGGUGUUUCCUCCCUGUCAAAUGCAGUAAAUGUUGGGGAGGUACAUGGUUCUGCUUCACUUGGUCAAGUGCAAUCUGUUGCUAUCGACACUCCUGGGAUAUCAGCCUCCCCCUUGCUCGCUGAGUUGACUGGCCCAGAUGGUAAUCAGGUCACAUCCUCCACAGUCACUAAGCCAAGUGCUACGGAGCAGCCUUUAGAGUGCCCAUUGAAAGAGGUAAAAUCCAUGUCUCCUAAAGCAUUUUGUGCUUCUGCCAAUGACUUUGGGUCAGUCAUUAGUAUGAUCGACAAGAUAUCUGGAUCUGCACCAGGUAUUGGAUCCGAAGCUUCUGUAGGUGAGGAUUUGGCGACUAUGACAGAAUCUCAUACACAAGCAAGGAAUUUCAUUCAACAAGAUGGAAGCUUGGCAACAAAGAAAAUGAAGCGUCACACAACUGGAGUUCCCUUGAAUGCCAUGUCAUCAGCUGGCAGUAUGAACGAUAGUUUCAAGCAGGUAGUUACUAUGGAAUUGUCUGAUGUUGAGUCAACUGCGACCUCUAGGAUGAAAAGACCUCGAGUUGAGGUAUGACGUUUGACAUAAUAUUCAUCUAAAUGUUACAGCCUUAAGAUUGAUGUAACAGAAACAAUAUUUACCAUUUUUAUAUGAAAGAGCAAGGUACAUCUGCAGUUCCAUUUU
Papaver somniferum (opium poppy) is the source of this 4327-nucleotide messenger RNA. RefSeq names its product mediator of RNA polymerase II transcription subunit 15a-like. Gene Ontology annotation, molecular function: transcription coactivator activity; chromatin DNA binding. Bases 182 to 4219 code for a protein of 1345 amino acids. Lineage: Eukaryota; Viridiplantae; Streptophyta; Magnoliopsida; Ranunculales; Papaveraceae. The transcript is spliced from 11 exons. Gene Ontology annotation, biological process: regulation of DNA-templated transcription. The record is from RefSeq and is a predicted model, not a curated record.